ACAGGAUCAAAGGCUUGACCACUUCGACCAUAAAUCAAACAUUACCAAAAGACUCUCUGUCCCUCCUCUCUCUCCUCUAUAAAACCCCCCUCUCUGACUCUCCCUCUUCACUGCCACCUUAUUCCCCACCAACCCUUCUCUACUACUCCACAUUUCAUCUCUCUUUCUCUCUCUCUGUAUGUGUGUGGAGUUUUACGUUAAUGGAAGGAUUGGCUAACUCACAGGAUACGCUGGAGGAAUCUAGUACUAGGUUAAACGAAAGGGUGGUGUUCACCCUAUACGAAGCGCUGAGCACUCGAGACGGGGACACGGUGCACAAGCUCCUCGCCCCCGACCUCGAGUGGUGGUUCCACGGACCACCCUCCCACCAGUUCAUGAUGCGCCUCCUCACCGGCUCCUCCGCGUCGUCCACCCCCUUCGAGUUCGUGGCCCAGUCCAUCGCCGCCUUCGGAUCGGCGGUCUUCGUCGAGGGCUGCGAUCCCACCCGUUCCAUCUCCUGGGUCCACGCCUGGACCGUCAAGGACGGGAUCAUCACGCAGGUCAGGGAGUACUUCAACACGUCCUUGACUGUCACCCGCCUCGGCAACCCAGCUCAAUCCUUGACGCCCUGUUCCUCGUCUAUAUCGUCGUACUCGCCCAAUAAUAAUCCUCUUCAUUGCCCGCCUGUUUGGGAAAGCAGCGUGUCGGAUCAGGUCGGAAAAUCUGUGCCGGGUCUCGUGCUGUUUGUAUAAAAUACUACUCCAUACGCAAUGAAACAGGGGCGACUCAAGCUUAUUGGACGCGGGGGAAACUUGAUGUGAAUUUAAAUUUCCUUGUUGAACAUUGACAUUUUGUAUAUGUCAUGCAAACAUUAUUACAAUUUUUUUCCCUUUUGAAAUGGGAAAUUACUACUGAAGAAUGGAUUCUCUCUAAUUUCUAUAA
This is a messenger RNA of Rhododendron vialii, 921 nucleotides long. Its product is annotated as wound-induced protein 1-like. Bases 201 to 731 code for a protein of 176 amino acids. The record is from RefSeq and is a predicted model, not a curated record. The transcript has a single exon. Lineage: Eukaryota; Viridiplantae; Streptophyta; Magnoliopsida; Ericales; Ericaceae.